Amblyraja radiata (thorny skate) is the source of this 1705-nucleotide messenger RNA. Its product is annotated as T-cell-specific guanine nucleotide triphosphate-binding protein 2-like. Gene Ontology annotation, cellular component: membrane. The transcript is spliced from 2 exons. Bases 116 to 1336 code for a protein of 406 amino acids. Lineage: Eukaryota; Metazoa; Chordata; Chondrichthyes; Rajiformes; Rajidae. The record is from RefSeq and is a predicted model, not a curated record. Gene Ontology annotation, molecular function: GTP binding.
ACUCCAGAAUAUGUGUCUGUCUUUGCAAUAACCAGCAUCGCCACCAGCAACAGCAGCGAGACAAAGUGACCGUGUGGUGAACUCCGUGCGUCAGUCGGGACAUUGAGUGAAUAACAUGGCCCAGUCAGUGCUGCCCAAGUACUUCAGCGACACGGAGACGAGGAGCCUGCAGACCGGGUACAGUAACGGAGACGUGGUGUCAGCGAUGCUGCGGAUAAAGCGGGUGGAGGAUUCGGGCAAUGUGCCGAUUAACAUCGCAGUGUUGGGAGACGGCGGGGCCGGCAAAUCCACCUUCAUCAACACCAUGAGGGGUGUCCGCAGUGGCGACCAGGGAGCAGCUCCGGUGGGGGGUUAUGAAGCCAGUGUGAAUCCAGUGGGAUAUCCCUACCCCUCUCUGCCCAAUGUCCAGCUCUGGGAUCUGCCCGGAUCCAACUCAUUCGGCUUUGAGAUGAGCCGCUACCUGAAGCAGGUGCAGUUUGAAAGCUAUGACUUUUACAUCAUCGUGUCCCAGUCCCGCUUCAGAGAGAGUGACGGGGAACUCAGCAAAAAGAUUCAGCAACAGGGGAAAGGUUUCUACUACAUCCGCUCCAAGAUCGACAAUGACGCCUAUUCCAUGCAGAUGCAGGGCACUGACUUCGGGGAAGGGCAGCGACAGAUCCGCCAGGAUUGUCUCAACAACUUCCAUCGGGUCAGCGUUGAACCACCGGCCAUUUUCCUGAUCUCCGGUCUGGAGGUGACAGGAUAUGAUUUUCCCAAAUUACAAUCUGCCCUCGCCAGUGAUCUCCAGAAGAUAAAAUCAAACGCCUUCCGUCUGGCAAUCCCAAGGAUGAUGCAGGAAAUACAGAGGCCCAGACGCCAGAUACUGAUGUGGUGUAUCAUACUCUGGGCCUUCCUCUCCGGGGCACUGGGAGUGUUGCAACUCCCGACCUUGCCUCUCCUCACUGCCACUCUGUGCACGGUCUCUGGGUGGAUAUAUCUCCGGAGACAGCUGGGCGUCAGUGAGCGGGAGCUGGGAAUCCUGUCCGGGGCAGUGGCCAAGCUCGUGUCACUACUGAAAGCCGACAUGGACCGACCCUCGCCACACAAGCUUCAACUAUUGGUUGCAAAAGCAUUGUUGUUGGUUGUCAUUGUGGCCUUUACAGUAGUUGGGUUGACGGGCACCUUCCCCCCAGUGCUGCUCAUUGUCUGUGGCGCAGUGUCCUCUCUUGCUUUUACCCUGCUGGUUCUGAUGUGUUCUCUGGAUGACCGGUUGCGAUCUGUACAGAACCUGGCAGGUGCGCUCUUUGACGAGACGUUGGUGACGGUGUAUAGGUCGGUGGCUGUCAGUACAGCUUGAUCACGGGUAAGAGUACAUUACCCUGGCAGGGCCAACACUGGUGUGUUCUGGAGCUCUAUCCCACACUUUGUAAAGUAUAAAUGUAUUCACGUAGAAAUAGCUGUGUGUGAACUAUUGGUGACCUCUAUAUCUCACUCCCAUUCACUGCUCCCCGCUGCUCCGUGACACGGGCUAUUCUGGGCUUCACCCUCUGCUGGAACAUUUGUCAACAUUAAAUGUGCUGAGGUUUAUCUUAGUGAAACACACGGGGACCAGGGGUCGGUAGAACACUGGGCUCCAAGGUUUAACCAUGAGUGAUUUCCAAGAACUGUAACCCAAUGUAUGUUCAUUUUCAAUGUUCACUGUUGUAAAUAAAUACAUUGAAUCUUA